Molecule: messenger RNA, 171 nt
Organism: Plasmopara halstedii
Lineage: Eukaryota; Oomycota; Peronosporomycetes; Peronosporales; Peronosporaceae
Exons: 2
Coding region: 1-171 (56 amino acids)
Source: RefSeq, a predicted model, not a curated record
AUGGCACCCCAGGAUGUGGAGAUGGAUAUCAAUCUUUUGGUAUUUCUUUCAAGUACACUAUAUACCGAGGUGGCUAAACGUGGUGUGAUUAUGCUUUUGCGUGAUAGUCAUAAAUUUCUGCAUUUAGCGAUGGUGACGUCACCAGAGGAAUUGCCACUACGUUCAGUGUAA